Rubroshorea leprosula is the source of this 818-nucleotide messenger RNA. Lineage: Eukaryota; Viridiplantae; Streptophyta; Magnoliopsida; Malvales; Dipterocarpaceae. The record is from the annotation of a GenBank genome assembly.
GCUCAGGGGUUUACGUUCAGAAUGCCUUGCCUUGUGAUAGUGCGAUCGUGAAGUACGACAAGGAGAGUCCCAGGACCGAUCCCCGAGCGCCACAUCAUCUGGUUCGGCUGGAAGCUCGUCCUUGUCCUCUCCGUCGCACUCUGCGUCGUUGCUUUCCUCCUCCAUUUUUCGGCCGAUGUCGCCUCUCCGAACUCCUUAUCUCGGGCUUGGACGAGAUCUUGGGUUUCCUUAAAUAGCUACGACGGGAAUCCCAAGAUCGAGUUCCUCUUCCUCGCCAGUCGGGACACCUACCUCUUGAUUUUCUCUGGAGCACCUUCUUUGAGAAUGCUGAUGCUGAUAAUUUCUCUAUUAAAUAUAUUCUACGAGCCUGGAUUUGUCUUUGAUGAAUUGAAUUCGGCCUCGCCAUUCUUUCAUGGUCGCCAAUUGAGUAAUAGCAUUAAGGUGAGAUGGGGAGAAUCAAGAAUGAUAGAAGUGGAGAGGUUGUUGCUUGCAGUUGCUCGAGAAGAUCCGGUGAAUCAAAGAUUUAUCAUGCUUUCUGACUGGUUUGUAAAGCUUGGACAAGGAUUGUUGUGUUCCUCUUUACAGUUUUAGCUAAAUAUACAAGUAUCUGAUGGCUUCUCCAAGGAGUUACGUGGACAGCUUUCUUGAUGUGAAGGAUAGUAGAUAAAGCUCGAAGAUGUCACCUUUCAUCCCAAAAGACGAGUGGCGAAAAGGAUCUUAGGUUAUCUAUUUUCUAUUACAGUUAACAUUAAAUUAAUAUGGUUGGCAUCCGGCCCUUUGGGCCAAGUGGUUUCCGAGCACCUGAUGCAUUCUCCCGU